AGCCACAAUGCAGUAACUCAUCCUUCACCUAUUAGAAAGAGAAUCUUCUUAAUUAGAGUGUGUUUCCCUAGUCUUUGUCUCCAAUUAUCCUCUUCUUAAUUUGUUAACAAAAAUGGGUUACUCAAAGACUUUUCUUCUCCUUGGUCUUGUCUUAGCUGUUGUGCUUCUCAUCUCCUCCGAUGUCUCAGCUCGUGAGUUUGCCGACGCCGCUCAAACCCAGGAGAAUAUGCAAACUGACAGUAUGGAGGACAAGCAUCAUGACCAUCGUCACGUUCAUGGACAUGGCCAUGGACACCACGGCCAUGGACAUGGUCAUCACCACGGCCAUGGUCAUCCAGGACACGGUGUUGCUGCUGACGAGACAGAAACCGAAACUGAAACCAACCAAAAUUAGACAAAAUCCUUGUAUUCGUCCUAUAUAUAUAGGCUAUAUAUCAUCAGCUGUACGUCUGAGUAUGUCUAAGUCGAUCGUAAUAUGUGGCUUAAUUAUGUAAUUAAGCUUGUGUGCCAAUAAACUUUAUGUUUCUACUUUCGUCAUGUGUAUUUUCUGCUUUUUAUGUAUUACGUACAAUGUGCUGUAGCAUAUCAAAAUUAAUAAACGAGUCCUUUAUCCUA
Messenger RNA from Alnus glutinosa, 615 nucleotides. RefSeq lists its product as uncharacterized. The record is from RefSeq and is a predicted model, not a curated record. The transcript has 2 exons. NCBI's taxonomy places the organism in Eukaryota, Viridiplantae, Streptophyta, Magnoliopsida, Fagales, Betulaceae. Bases 113 to 394 code for a protein of 93 amino acids.